UAAUGCGUCAUAUUUGUCAACAAGAAAGGAAGAUGAAAGUAUAAUAUUGGAAUUUCUCGAAUACACAUUAAUUGGGAACAUCGACACUUAGCCACAUGGUAGAAAUGGAUGAACUUAUAGCAAUAAAUGUGCGAUACGAAGGGGACAACGAAGCUUCACAAAUAUUUCAACUAAAUCCAAAGACACAAUGGCGAGAUCUGGAAGCCAUGUUGAAGGUCCAGUAUGACUGUGAAAAUGUAGAAGUAUUUUACGUUGAUACAGAUGGUGAUUAUAUUAUUUUAAGCAGUCAAGAGGAGUUAGAAGAAGCUUUCAAAGUUGCACAGAAUUGCUCCAGUACUCUACAUCUAAAACUGAGAAAUUUCACAGGACAACCAGUAGAUCCGGAAACACACAGGGGAGAUAAUUCUCCACAGACACCAGGUGGUGACACUGAUGUAAAGAUAAUGAUGGAAUCUUCUGUUGACCCAAGAUCUGAACCUCAGCAGAACACAGAAGCUCAGAAAGAACAAGAAGGAGAUUCCUGUUCUAGUGAGACAGAGUUAGCGAAAUUAGAAAUGUGGCUCCAUGAAGACAGUAAGCCAUUGAUUAGAUCUAAAGAGGUAGAAAAACAAAUGGCACAUACAGUUGACAUUGUUACUCCAUCAGAAGAUGAGAAGAAGGAGGCUGGAGAAGUGAAGCCAUCUGAUGGACAGAAAGAUGAAGAGACUGGAGUAGUUUAUGUCAAGCCAAAGGUAAUGAGACAAAAAGUUAGAAAGUCUGAAAAGACAUUAGAACAUGAUCGCAUGUAUAAAAGACGCCAUUGUAAAAGUGCAGAGAGGUCACGACGACUCAGAUAUGAAGAAGAGGCUGAAACUUCAGAUGAUGCUGCUAUGCCGUAUGAUGUGUUCAUCAAAUACAUGCAACAGUUAAAACUUGAAUUGAGAACAGAAAUCGUAAGAGAUGUUACCAGGAAAACAGUGAAACAAGUAUUGAAAGGAUUAGAUGGGGCAGUGAUCCAGUCAAUGAAGGGAGGUAACCCUGAUACUACUGUAGAAACACCUGCAUCCCCAACAAAGACAGAAGAUACUCCUAUCUCAUCACCAGUAAAGAACAAAGAAGUGGGAACAGUAGAAGGAACAACUUCACAUCCAAUAUACUACCAUGAGCAUGUAACCUGUGAUUUCUGUGAGAGGACCAUUGUAGGAGCUAGAUACAAAUGCUGUAAUUGUAGUGAUUAUGAUUUAUGCGAAGAAUGUGAGGCCAUCCACGGAGUUCAUGACCCCAAUCAUGUGUUCCUGAAAAUCAGACGACCAGUUAGACUACGUAAUAAAACUCCUCUUCUUAAACAGAUAAUCUACAGAUCAUCUUCAACUGAACAUAUUGAAGCCAGACAACCAUUGUUUGAAAGUGCUGAAAAAUUACUGAAAGCUAAAAUGGAUAAAUUAAAGACUCAGCUAUCACACAAACAAGACAAACUGAGGAAAAAGGAAGAAAAAAUAAUGAGAAAACAAAAAAGGAAAGAAGAUAGACUUCAACAGUGGUUAGAAUCUUCAAAACAUGAUGUUAUGCAAGUCAGACAUGCAACUGUUGAACUUUUAAUGGCUGCUGAUUUCUUGUAUGAUGUAACUAUACCAGAUGGAACCAGAGUACAACCAGGAACCAGACUAAUGAAAACUUGGAGAAUAAGAAAUGCAGGAACAUCUAAAUGGACUGAUUCAACAAAGCUGAAAGUAGUCUAUGAUUGUAUACCUACUGUUCAUAAGGAAGAAAAUGUACCAAAAUUGAGACCAGCAGAAGAAGGGGAGAUAACUGUUGAACUUGUUGCUCCUCAAAAACCAGGUCGUUAUCAGAGCCAUUGGAAGAUGUUUGACCACGACAGAUCAUUUGGACAUCGUGUCUGGUGUGAUAUCAUAGUAGAACCUAAAGAGAUCCUGGAACCCACUAAAGAUGACACACUCAAACUUGUUCAACAGUCUCAACAAGCAGAACACUUGCAUCAGAAGAGUGAAUAUGAAGAAAUCCCUGAAAGAGAUGUAAAAAUAUCACAGAAAGAAGACUUCCUGUUAGAGCCAAGCCAGACAAGUUUUAGAUCCAAUGAGGAAAUAGAAAAGAGGGAACCAGGAGAAGGAGAGGAAAAUAUAAAGAUAGUCAUGGCCGACAGUGUAGCUGAAAUAGCUGACAAAAUGGUGGAAUUUGUGUGUGAACAGAUGGAUAGAAGUGAAGCAAGAAAUGUUGAACAUUUUAUGCCUCAAAAUAAUAAUGAAGAAACCAUAGCUCUAGAUAAUGAACCCAGAUAUGUUAAUCAAGAAAAUGAAAAUGUUGAUUCUGGAAUUCCAGUGGAAUUUGCCGGACAUCGGGAAGAAGUCAGUGACACUGGUAAUAAAUAUGAAAGUACUGGAAAAAGUGGUGAUGAGUCUGACUUCAGUGACGGACAUGGGUUCCUUCAUGUACAGGGCCCUGAUUUGAUUGCUUUUGAGAUGGUAGAGCCUGGCGAAGAUGACAAGUAUGAGAAUGCUCUUCCUGUUGAAGAAGAAAAGUUUGAAAAUGCUGAAGAAUAUCUCAAUGAUAGAAAAGAAGAAGUUCAGAUAGAAGAGAGACAGGUUCUGUCAAGGAGUAGCAGUGUUGAAGUUGUAGAUAUGACACAAGAUGAAUCUGCAGCUGAUGAGGAAGUUCAGGAUCAUGAAUAUCUGAGAAGUUUACAGAAUCCAGUUACAGUUACUGUAGAUGAAGAUGAUGAUGAUGAUGAUGAUGAUGAUGAUGACAGUAUGACUGAUAGUUCCUACGAUAUAUAUAAUGAUAGUGAAGAUGAUUUCUUGGUUGUUCCCAUGCCUGCCUGUUUCAAUUUGGAGAAACCCAUCAGCUUUCAACAACCAGAGAGUCAGUCUGAAGAUGAAAGGGCAGAUAACUUGGAUGAUAAUCAUAACAGAAUUCAUGUUGCUGAUGAACAGACGAGAGUAUCUGUAGAUGAUAUACUGACUGCAUCCAGUACCAUAGCCACGCCCCCUUUGGAGCCAGAAGCUGUUGACAUGCCUACACAGGAAGUAGAAGAUAAAACAAUAAUAAAGAAAGAAGCUGAUCUUGAUGAUUUCUUUGGAACAGAAUCUGUAGAAAAAGACAAUCUUGUUAGUGCAAGUGAAACUGACAGUGAAGAAACAAAAGUUGUAGAAAUUACUCAACAUCCUGGACCAGCAGACAAAGCAGAAGAAGUUACUUCCCCUGUUGUAACAACACAACCAGAGGGAGCCACUGCAAUGGAAACACAAUGGGAUAAACAACUAGAACAAAGACCAGCAGAACUUGUCAACCAGAUGAUGCACACUGCAGUAAAAGCUGCCAACAAAGCAGCCGCUAAUGCCUAUACUACAGCUAAGGAAGUUUUCUACACUUGGCAGGCAAGAACAUACCAGAAUGCUAGUGGAAAAACAAAUAGUUACAAACCUCCAACAUCGUCAUGGAAACCAAAAGAGAGUGACUUUAAACCACCACAAUCUGACUGGAAACCUAAAGAUGAAUCUAACAAGGAAGCAGAACCAUGGAAAGCUCUAAAUGCAGAUUACAAACCACCAAAAUCUGAGUGGAAACCAAAAAGCGACAAAUGGCAACCUCCAAAAGAAGCAGGACCAAUGGCUAAGCUUAAAGAAAUGGGAUUUUGCAAUCGUGAAUUGAAUGAAAAACUUCUGAAAAAACAUAACGAUGAUGUGGAAACUGUCGUACAAGAAUUGUUGUCAACAACAGAAAACGAUUGGAUGGCACAGCGACAUUAGUUUGCUGUUGCCACAGGAAAGGACUUAGUUUAUAGACUUUGCUUAAAAUCAGUGGAUGCAUAUAGAUAUGGAGUUUGACAGGAACCUUAUAUUUAAAAUAUUUUGUUUUGAACAUUUUUUUAAAUUUUAUUCAAUGUUUAAUAGAUUAUACUUUAUACUUGAUUUGAUCUUUAUUGAUUUAAUGUGGAAUUUCUUCUGCAAUUUAUAAUUUAUGAAAAGUGAUACAUGCACAUACACUAUCUAAAACUUCAGCUGAAAUUGAAAUAAUUUUUCUUACAUAUAUUUUUUUAAUCUAUUUAUGUUCUGAGAAGCCAUGAGAUAAAAAAAUAUUGUUAAUUUUACUUACUUUUUUAUUGAAGAAAAAAUAUAGGAAAAUAUUUGUUAUAUUCUUUGCUGAUUGAAGGUUGGUCUCUCAUUAUGCACAUAUAGCUUGAUAAUGAAAUGUUAUAUUUUGCGUUAAGUAUACACAAGUUAUUUAACUAAUUUCACAACAUUAUUAAUACAAUUGUUAUGAUACAUGUACCUUUGUUUAAUGUUGUUUCUUCAUCAAAAAUAAUUGUUAGAUUUGUAUGUGAUUUUGUGUCUUUUAUUAUUUGGAGUCACCUAAAACCUGGUGACUAGGUCUGAUGAAGUGUCAUGCAGCAAAUAAAAAUGUUUUCCUUUAAUUAGUAGAAGUGCAUGUACAGAUUUUGAGUGAUGAAAAAUCAUUUCUCUUCCAUCCAAAACUAUUUCAGGAAUUUGAUUAAAGAAUUCUUCCCAUUCAUUUUAAAUGACAGUAUCCAUUGUUUGAAAAAAAAAUGAAACUUGACACUUACUUAUAAAGUUGUACUUCAUUUUCAAUUAGGAAUCAAUACCGGAAAAAUAUUGUUCUUAGAAAAAAAUCUUCUUUCUAUAUUAAUUUUAUCUUAUGUAUGUAAAUAGAAUCGUUAUUAUGUUUAUGAUACAUUGUGAAUUCUGUGAUUGGUUAAUUUUUUGUUGUUGUUUAGUUAUUUCCCCUUAUUUGAUUUUUUAUGUAUAUUCUUUUAUUAAUACUUUGACUUUUAUUUUAUGAUUUAUUGAAUUCGUGUAUUAGUGCUUUGUGAUAAUGGGAAGAUUAUUUCAUGCAAACAAGAUUUUUGUGUAAAUAUUUGCUGUUUAUUGGUUUUGUGAUAAUUUUAACCCAUGAGAUCUGAUUGAAAUACAGAAUUAGCAAUUAUAACAUGUAAAAACAAAUUUUUAAGUUUCAUUAACAGUUUGUGUCUGUUAAAAUCACAGACAAAAAAUUUCAGAAUAAGUUAUUUAUAAAAAAAAAAUAAUAAUUUGUGAACACUUGAGUAUGUUGUAUAUAAAAUAUAUUCAUUUUAUUUUAUAGAGGACUUUUUCUUAUAUUAGAUUGAAAAUAUUUGUCAUUGCAAAGACAAAUAUCUGAAUAAACAGCCCUGCUGAUUUUUGAAAAACAUUCAUGUUUUUAUCGAUACAAAUAGUCAUGUAAUGAUGGAAAGUCAUAUUAAUUUAUAUUAUAAACUUUUGAAUACUUUUUGUCUUGAAAUUUUUAUCCAAAUUUAUUUCAAAGUUACAUAGAAUUACAUUUCCUACUGAAUAGUCUGUCAUGAUAUUUCAAAGUUUUCAUUUAUUGGUUUCUAAGGAAACUUGAUUUCAUUUAUUUAGUCUAUUGUUUCUUUGGAUUACCUCCCCUGCACUGAAAGUUGGUAGUUUAAUAAGCUUUAUCCGAAAUGGCAUGUAAACAGUUUAAUGUUCAAAUGAAUAACAAAUAUCUGCUUUUUAAAUAUCAAUUCACCUUUGUCUAAAGUCUUUUGGCCUUGGCCAAUUAAACUGCAAUUUGUAUAUGAAAUGUUAAAUAUUUAAAAACAUAUGCAUAAAUGAAAAAAAUCAUUGUAAUUUUUUUAAGAAUUUUCAAAGCUUAUGAAAAGAAGUAACUUUAUCUGUUAAUAUGAAUGCAUUUUUUGAAUAUGUAUAUGCAAAAUUUAGAAUUAACAAAGCUUAUGAAACCUUAAUAGUGAAGGAAAUAAUAAGUGAAAAUGACCUUAUUUUAAAGAACAAUUUUAUAUGCAUCUAAAAGCGAGAACAGUAAUUUGAAACAUGCAAAGUUUUUUAGACAAUAAUUUUCUCUUGUAUGAAUACACUAAGUAUUGAAAAUGGUAGAAAUAUGUAACUGUGAAGAAAUGGGUAAAUGUGAAAAAAAAGUAUCAUAAAAAAUACUCUGGUUUACAAUAUGUUGAUUAUAAAUCAGUUUAUGAAUUUUAAAGGUAUUUUUAAAUGAAGUGUAUCGUUAUCAAUAGUAAAAUAUGUUUUCUUAUUUUAAUGGAGAAUUGCCCAAUAUGGCAAUGAUUUUUCAGGCUUUAGAAAAAAAAGUUUUGUUAAUUAAUAGAGUAUGUUAGCAAAGCAUAUCUAGAGUUUAUAGCAGGUUCACAUAGUCUUUCUGUUUAAUUAAAUGUUUACAAUGUCUUUCAUAACAAUAAACAUUAUUGCAUAUAU
Molecule: messenger RNA, 6218 nt
Organism: Mytilus trossulus (common blue mussel)
Lineage: Eukaryota; Metazoa; Mollusca; Bivalvia; Mytilida; Mytilidae
Product: next to BRCA1 gene 1 protein-like
Exons: 20
Coding region: 96-3743 (1215 amino acids)
Biological process (GO): macroautophagy
Cellular component (GO): phagophore assembly site
Molecular function (GO): ubiquitin binding; zinc ion binding
Source: RefSeq, a predicted model, not a curated record